AUGGAAGCGGUCAAGCUCAAGCGCAAAGCCGAGAGAUCGCAGCUAACGCGGCUUAUUAACGACAUCGAAUCAACGCUUAACCAAGACAGUGUUACGGAAGAGCAGCUUUGCAUCCUUAGCGAACGCCUCAAUCAUCUUCACACCGACUUGAGGGCAACUGACUCCGACAUCGUACCUCUGCUCUCUAUCACGGAAGCUAAAGCAGAGUUUGAUCGGGUUGUCGAUUACAAUGAUCGAGCCACAGCGACGUCCGCAAAGCUCAAAUACCGUAUACGUCAGAUUCAUGAAUCACUCAACCGUACGUCAUCGUCGACGUCAAACGAACCCGUUCAACGCACGCUGCAACCCGGUGUUCAUCUUCCGAAGAUCGAACUUAUAAAGUUCAAUGGUCGACCAUCAAUGUGGCCGCCUUUUUGGGAACAGUUCAACCAAGUGAUCCACAACAACGGUGGCCUCACCGACGUCGACAAGUUCACCUAUCUACGCUCAGUCUUGACCGGCGACGCGGCAUUGGCGAUCGCGGGACUUCCAGCAACUGCGAGCUGCUACAGUGAUGCCCUGGACAUUCUAAAGCGCCGCUUUGCUAAGGACGACUUGAGCAUUCAGGAUCACAUGCAGCGACUCAUCGACUUGCAACCCGUUCGAUCCCCCAAUGAACUUCGUGGCCUUCGAAGCCUCUAUGACACUGUGCAGUCCCAGACACGUGCCCUCAAGACUCUUGGGAUAUCGGAAGAUAAUUAUUCUUCAAUGGUCUACCCCAUUCUCCUGAAAUCGCUUCCUCACGAUAUUGUCCUCGAUUUCAACAAGACCAUCGCACGCCAGAGUUCCGAGGAAAGGGGAGGAGCUGGAAGCACUGACGAACAAGCACAGCGCACCCAGCAACAGAAGGCGAACAUUAAGUCUUUGCUGCUUUUUAUUCAAACAGAAAUAGAGUCUCGAGAACGAACAGUCCUGCAUGUUUCUGUACAAGAGGACGCGUAG
Molecule: messenger RNA, 981 nt
Organism: Dermacentor silvarum
Lineage: Eukaryota; Metazoa; Arthropoda; Arachnida; Ixodida; Ixodidae
Exons: 1
Coding region: 1-981 (326 amino acids)
Source: RefSeq, a predicted model, not a curated record